UUAAAUCCUUAACCAAAGGAAAAAAAACACACAUACGGGGAAUAACUGCAGUAAUAGUACAUGUUCACAAGAAUUCCCUGAGUAUGUCUGUCUCAUUUCGUACAUAACCCAUCACUCCCACAGGAAACGGAAAGAGAAUUUGCAGUUCCCCCUCUCUCUAAGAACUUUCUCUACUUCUUGUUCAUAUAUACGGAUCAUAUUCGUACACAUAUUUAUAGAGGAAUCAGGGAAGAAUAUAACAUGCCAGGCAGUUUGGAGCCAUUGGAUGUGGGCGUGCAGAUCCCCUACCAUUUUCUGUGCCCAAUUUCGCUUGAGCUGAUGCGUGAUCCGGUGACUGUUUGUACGGGCCAGACGUAUGAUCGGACUACUAUUGAGUUGUGGGUGGCUAAAGGAAAUACGACGUGCCCGUUGACCCGCUCGCCGUUGACGGAUAUUGCUCUCAUUCCGAAUCAUACUCUCCGGCGGCUUAUUCAGGACUGGUGCGUUGCGAACCGGUCGUUUGGUGUGGGGAGAAUUCCUACGCCGAAACAGCCUGCGCCUCAGACAAUAGUGAGGAAUUUGUUGAAUCAGGCGUCCUCUAUGUCGGCGCCGUUCGGUUUGAGAUUGUCGGCUUUGAGGAGACUCAGAGGACUCGCGCGUGACUCCGAUAAGAAUCGGUCUGUCAUUGCAGCGAAUAACGCAAUUGAGAUUCUUUUCGCUAUUGCAUUUUCCGAUUUGGGUUCUGAUUCGAAUUCUUCCGAGUUGAGUCAUGAGUCACUUGCGGUUUUGUCCCUGUUUUCGCUCUCGGAGCCGAAGUGUAUGUUUGUGGCAGCCAAUUCUGACAGAGUUGGAUACCUUGUGAAUCUACUUUUUCAUUCUUCGAUUGACGUCCGAGUCAACUCGGCCGCAGUGAUUGAAAUUGUAGUAUCCGGGAUAAGGUCCCCGGCUCUCCGAGAACAAAUCAGUGAUGCUCCCAAAAUAUUCGAAGGUAUCGUCGGAAUUUUGAGCUUUCCAUUAGCAUAUCGUAGGGCAUUGAAAAUUGGAAUCAAGGCGUUGUUCGCCUUGUGCUUGGUGAAGCAGCACCGGCACAAAGCGGUAACGGCGGGAGCUGUGGAGGCCCUGAUUGACCGCUUGGCGGAAUUCGAAAAAUGUGAUUCGGAGAGAGCACUCGCCUUAGUUGAAUUACUCUGCCGGAUUCCUUCUGGUUGUACAGCGUUCGCAGCCCAGUCGCUGACGGUACCGCUUCUUGUAAAAAUCAUUCUAAAAAUCUCCGAGCGUGCAACCGAAUAUGCCGCCGGGGCAUUGCUCUCACUCUGCUCCACCUCCGAGCUGACUCAGCGUGAAGCCGUGGCCGCUGGCGUGUUGACUAAGCUGCUGUUGCUUGUUCAGAGUGAUUGUACAGAAAGGGCAAAGCGUAAAGCGCAACUGCUCCUGAAAUUGCUGCGGGACUCCUGGCCUGAGGACACACUUGCAAAUUCGGAUGAUUUUGCCUGCAGCGACGUCGUUCCUUUCUGAUUUUAUCCUUAAUUGAAACUCUAUUUUUGUUGUAAGUGUAAAAUGGGAAAAAUAAAAACAAAGGAAUAUAGGUGUCAUUAGGAGGGUUAUGAUUUUAGUACAUAGGGUAUUGUAUUGCUGUAUGUAUUCUUGUAAGUAAGAAUUUUUAGUUGGAUAAUUUUUUUCCUUUAAAAUGGAAAGAAAACUCGGGUCUUCAUUU
Molecule: messenger RNA, 1693 nt
Organism: Olea europaea var. sylvestris
Lineage: Eukaryota; Viridiplantae; Streptophyta; Magnoliopsida; Lamiales; Oleaceae
Product: U-box domain-containing protein 26-like
Exons: 1
Coding region: 241-1494 (417 amino acids)
Biological process (GO): protein ubiquitination
Molecular function (GO): ubiquitin protein ligase activity
Source: RefSeq, a predicted model, not a curated record